Lingula anatina is the source of this 1490-nucleotide messenger RNA. Its product is annotated as aerolysin-like protein. The record is from RefSeq and is a predicted model, not a curated record. Lineage: Eukaryota; Metazoa; Brachiopoda; Lingulata; Lingulida; Lingulidae.
UAUCUUCCCACCUGUAACGCUGUCUCCCCUGGUUAGACACCAAAUCCAUCCAGGACCAAAGAAUCACAGCACUAUAUUCCAGAAUGCCAUACCUCAGAGAAUUCAGCAGCAUUGACAAGAGGUUUUUCACCACCAAUCAGGCCUCUGGCGGAAACGGCGGAACGCCGUUCACGUACGUCAGACUGGACGAUGGAGCCAUCAUGACCAGGCUAAAAGCCUGGAAAGACGAUUGGCGUAUCCGUGGAGUGGAGAUGUGGAUGAGCGACGGGAAGUCUCACCUUGUUGGGAAGCGAUCUGGAGCUUCCAGCGAAUUCCGCUUGAACACCGGCGAGAAGCUGACCAAGCUCAACAUCCAAGCCAGCGGAGAGACCAGCUCUGGCGGGAAUCAUCGUCUCGGCGCCAUCUGGUUGCAGACGGACAAAGGGCGCGAUUGGGGAAUCUUCUCGAGAUGGUUGGAAGAGGACGGCCGUUACUGUCCGGAUAUGGGCUCUGGCAUCGUCUGCGGAAUGUUCGGUGCCGGAGGCGAGGACGUCGACAGUCUGGGGUUCGCUAUACUGCAUCCAAUUAAGCAGGCACGCUUGGUAGACGUCACCUACCCAAAUCUGGACACGGAAAUUGUCGCCUCGGUUCCGGAAACCGUCGUCCAGCAGAGGAUCACAAAUGAAUCUUCCGUAGAACAGACCUACACCCUGAAGGGUUCCCGAUCCGUCACCAUUACGCGACAGUGGGGCAUAACCACGGCUUUGGAGUUCUCUUUGCAGACAACGGUCUCCGGGGGUAUCCCAGGGGUUGCAGACGUCGGGGCCAGUUCAACCUGGAAGGUCACCGCGCUUGCCUCAUACGGUAGGUUCACAACGACAACGGAAGAGCGCACGUGGGAAUGGCCGAUCAAGUGCCCCCCAAACCGCCUUUUGUACGCCACAGGUACCAUGUACGCCGACUCUAUAGACACGGUGUACAAAGCCAACAUGCAGAUCGACCUUCAGAACGGCAACAGCUACAAGUACAGCGUGGAGGGGAUCUACGGCGGCAUGAAUGCUCGCAGUGGGUCAGUCAAGAUUGAGGACCUGGGCCCUGCACUUAAGCAGUUAACACUGGGAACGUCACGAUUUACGCAAGGUGACGGCACAGUGAAAUUGCUCAUGUGAUGUCCCUGGCAACUAUUCAGAUAGUUGUUGAAAUCGUUCGAAUGUGACUCUUUUGUUGUUUUUUUCUUUGUUGAUACAUUUCCCGCACUUGUAUGCACAUCUUGAUUUGAGACCAAACGAAGCUGCCUUGAAACCUGUAACUAAGGUAUAAACACCAAAAUGUGUUAUAAACUUGUGGUUUGAAAUGUAGAAUUUAUAGGGCAUACUGAUGUCAGGUGUGACCUUGUUUUUAAUAAGACCGUGUUAACAAAAUAAGCAAAGCCAUUAUCAAAAUCAUUCAAUUUUUAUGUUUAUACUUAUGGUUGCCAGUUAAGGUAUUUUAAUUGUUGACACUUAAUUUUG